This is a messenger RNA of Leptinotarsa decemlineata (Colorado potato beetle), 1749 nucleotides long. RefSeq lists its product as uncharacterized. Gene Ontology annotation, biological process: RNA processing. Lineage: Eukaryota; Metazoa; Arthropoda; Insecta; Coleoptera; Chrysomelidae. Gene Ontology annotation, cellular component: spliceosomal complex. The record is from RefSeq and is a predicted model, not a curated record.
UGUCUUUCCUGUCACCUGUCAGUAUAUAACACAUGUCAAAAUGUUCAAACCCAAACAAAUUAGGAGAAAUUGUAUUAUUGAAACGUAAAGUUAUCUAAACCCUCAGUUCAUUUUGAAUAAUCAAAUAAUUCACGACCAAAAUGGGGAGGCGAUCCAUCAAUACCACGAAAAGUGGAAAAUACAUGAACCCCACGGAUCAAGCACGAAAAGAGGCAAGAAAACAAGAGCUGAAGAAAAAUAAAAAGCAGAGGCAAAUGGUGAGAGCUGCUGUGCUGAAAGGAAAGGAUCCGCAACAAAUUCUGGAAGAAAUGGAGAAAAUUGAUGAAAUGGAGUACAAUGUUAACCAGCCAUCACCUUUAAACGAAAAAGUCCUCAAAGACAAACGAAAAAAGCUUCGGGAUACUUUAGAAAGAGUACUCAGUAUGUAUUAUAAAGACGACCCAGAAAAGUGGACAGACCUGAAACGGCGCCAGACUGAUUACGAGCAUAAACGCAAUCAACUCGUCACCUUCUACGAGUCUGUCAAAAGUGCUCAGCAAGUAACAGUAGACGAAAUCCCCUUACCGCAGCUUCCUCAGCAGGCCAACGCUCUACCCAAUGCCCCCGCACAGAUCCCUCUACCGACAACCGAAAGAAAGCAGGAGCACACAAUAUACUCUAUCGCAACAGCUCUUAAACUCCAAGCUCUAGGCCAGCCGGUGAGGGAGCCUCCGGGUCCCCCCCCUGGCCCAGCUCCGGACUUGAAUGAUGAUGGUGAGGUAGAGGAGUUUGGAGCAAGGCCAUCGGCGGAAGAAAAGGAGAUAGAAGCUGACGAAGCAAACAGUGACAACGAGUCUUCGGCUGUGAAACCUACUUCGCUUCAACAGAAGAUGGUAGCGCUAUCGGGGCAGAACGUCGAUGAGUUUAUGAAGGAAAUGGAGACGGUGCAGAAGAAGUUGGACAUGAACCGAGAAGAUGAUGCCAGGGCAAAGAUGUCUGUUCACAUAGAGCCUCUGGUACCACCCGGCACAGAACUACCCAUUCUACCCACCCAAACUCCCGUUCCGCCUCCCCACCUAUUCCCCAGCAGUAUACGACUUCCUCCGGGCCCCCCGCCGGGUAGGCCGCUAAUGCCGCCUGGCCCGCCUCCCGGAUUGCCCCCGCGGUUACCACUCAGGUUGCCUCAGGUCGCACCUAGAAUGAUCAGGCUAACUGGUCCGCCACAGCUUGUGCAGCCUAAUGUGCUCUCCGCUGCACCUCAGUUGAUCAACAGAUCAGAAUCAUCAAAACAGGGGGCCACGAUAUCGGCCAAACCGCAGAUCAGGAAUUUGAGCGCAGAUGUAACGAGGUUCGUUCCGUCCGCUCUGAGGGUCAAGAGGGAGGACAAGAAGCCCAUGAAGAACCCGAGCGCCUUCGCCAGAGAGAUGAAGCAAAAGGAGUUCAACAUGCACCAGAACGCCCUGGCAGGGCGUACCAAAGACGAUGCUUACAAGCUUUUCAUGCAGGAGAUGGAGCAGUUGAUGUGAGGAUUCUGCCGACUAUGAUGAAUUGUGUAACUGUAACUGUAGAUUAUGUUGAAUAUGGAUUCGAUUGUCAAAAUACAGAUUUUUUUAUAGAGUUCUUUGGUAGCUUCAAGCCGAUGAACUUGAUGAAACUCUGACGGGGUUGAUUCGGUCCUGAUGUAUAUCCAGAAGCAGUUGUUAUUCAAAACAAAUAUGUGAUAUGUGCCUAAAAGCUUCUUUUUAAUAAAUUCGACUUACAAAAUGCCAA